Molecule: messenger RNA, 4130 nt
Organism: Oxyura jamaicensis (ruddy duck)
Lineage: Eukaryota; Metazoa; Chordata; Aves; Anseriformes; Anatidae
Gene: KCTD15
Product: potassium channel tetramerization domain containing 15
Exons: 6
Coding region: 312-1106 (264 amino acids)
Biological process (GO): protein homooligomerization
Molecular function (GO): protein binding
Source: RefSeq, a predicted model, not a curated record
UUUUUUUUUUUUUUUAAAGCUACAGGAGCUGUUCGCGAGCCUCCCCGCUUCGCUAGCGCUGCGUGGCCGUGUGUCCGUGCGUGUAUGUUUUGUUUUGCUCCGCUCCGACAUGGGCACCGCCGGCGGAGCCCCGCGGCCCGGGCUGCCCGCGCUGCCGCCCCCCCGGCCGCGGCUCUGAAGCCGGCCCGGCCCCGGCGCGGCGGCGGAGGCGGCGCGGUUCGCUCCGCGCCCUCGCACGGCUCGCUCCUCGCCGUAAACAAUUGUCUCCGAGGGGCUCUGGAGGCAGACCCGAGCGGUCGCCGUGCGUGUUUAUGGAGACAAAGGAGGGAAGAAGCAUGUCCCGUCUGUCUCUAACACGGUCCCCAGUUUCUCCUCUGGCUGCUCAAGGAAUUCCUCUCCCCGCUCAACUCACCAAGUCGAACGCUCCUGUGCACAUCGAUGUAGGAGGACACAUGUACACCAGCAGCCUGGCUACCCUGACGAAGUACCCAGACUCCAGAAUAAGUCGUCUGUUUAAUGGCACUGAGCCUAUUGUCUUGGACAGUUUAAAGCAACAUUAUUUCAUUGAUCGAGAUGGUGAAAUUUUCAGAUAUAUAUUAAGCUUCCUAAGGACAUCUAAGCUACUGCUCCCAGAUGACUUUAAGGACUUUAAUCUUUUAUAUGAAGAAGCAAAGUAUUACCAGCUGCAGCCAAUGAUUAAGGAACUUGAACGAUGGAAACAAGAGAAAGAACAAAGGAAACAUUUCCAGCCUUGUGACUGCUUGGUUGUAAGAGUGACUCCAGAUCUGGGGGAAAGAAUUGCAUUGAGUGGGGAGAAAGCUUUAAUAGAAGAGAUCUUCCCUGAGACGGGGGACGUCAUGUGCAACUCCGUAAACGCAGGCUGGAACCAAGACCCUACCCACGUUAUUAGGUUUCCUUUGAAUGGAUACUGCCGGUUGAAUUCAGUGCAGGUGCUCGAAAGAUUAUUUCAGAAGGGAUUUAACGUGGCAGCUUCAUGUGGUGGUGGGGUGGAUUCCUCUCAGUUCAGCGAAUACGUGCUGUGUCGCGAAGACAGACGACCACAACCUACUCCAACGAUCAGAAUAAAACAGGAGCCCCUGGACUAGACCCUACCCGUACUCCUUUGUAACCAUAGAAGUGUUUAAUAGUCCCUUAUGUGAAACACAAAGGAUUUGCAAAACAGUAUUAGCAAACAGAUUUUGACUUUAUGUUGCCAAUUAGUGGUAUUCUAAAACUACCUGUCACAUAGCCAGCCAUGAAAUGCAUUUGAAAAACCAGUUGUCCGUUUUUCACGAUGAAAUACUGAGCAUGCUCAGCAUACCAGGUUUGGUGGGAAUGUACUUUGAGCUGAACAGCUGUGGUGGUGAAAAAGGCAAAGCUUCAUAAACCCCUGACCCUAGAUUGGACUUCUGUGGAAAGACCAAUUAAAGCGAUUUGAAUAUAUCAGCAGGAGAAAUGAUUCCGACAGCCUUUCCAACAACACCCUGACAUGUGAUGCGUGGAAGUGGGGGCCUCCAAGAGGAAGAUGGUACGUUAAAAACUGCACUGAGUAUCUUCCCUGACUGCCACACCUCCUUCAUAUCAGAUGUGCUUUACACCUCCACACGUUACAUUACACUACACUUCUGUGAUUGUACUCCUUCAUGCUAGCAAAUGGCUUAUUUUUAUACAAUAUUUCCAACUGAAAUAUCUCUGUGGACAGAAUCCAGAACCAGAAAAGGACCAAUUUAUAGUCAACUGGUGCUCAGUAUUAAAAAACAAACAAACAGACCAAACAAAAAAAGCAACAAAAAAUUGACGAGGCCAAUUAUGGCAAUACUUGCAAAAGUAGGGAUCUGGAAGCACAAAAUAAAACUCCAUCUACCAUCAAACAAGGGCCACGUACCUAUUGUGGAGCUGUAGUUCUCUUAAAGCCAGUCGUGUUUUGACUCAGAAACUAUAAGUUUUGCAUCAUCAAAGAAGCGUGGUUCUCCCAAGCAAGCUCUGCCACCUCUUGUUGUUCAUUUACUAACCAUGUUAUAAGCCCACAUUUAGGAGGAAACGUUAAGAAUUUUGGACAAGGUAUUCUUUAUGGGUCUGGAAUUUUUGCAAAAAGAUGUUAAAAACUUCUACUUCCACUGUCUGAUGAAAGCAGGCCAUGUUUUGUUUAGAGUGCUUUUCCUCUAUUAUUUUCAACUAUUAUUAAAAUACUGAUUCUGUAGCUGCCCUCUAUCUGUUUAAUUGUAUUUUUAAAGAAGCCCACUGUCUGUAGGAGGCUACUCUUCCUUUCAUGAAUCAGUAUCGACUCUCUGACUUACAGGGCUUCCUAACUCAGGAGACAGCACCAUGUUUGCAGGUGCAAGGUUAUAAAUAGCAUUCUGCUAAAUCCUGUUUAUUGCUGUUUAGCAUGAUUGGGUCCUCAAUAACUAAUUCAUGUGUUAAUCACAAUUUAGUUUCUCCCACAUUAAUUUAUAGAAUACUGUUGUAGAUGCUGAAUUUUAAUUAAACAUUUUAGAUGCAUAAAUACAGCCAUAUAUAACAGUAGUAAAUGGUCAACAAUUUAAUACCAAAUGAUUGCAAUCAGACAAAAUAAAGAUUCAAGUUUAAGACUAAUAUUUUCAAAAGUGAUGAGCUGUACUAAAUAUCCAAGUUACAAUCUAGGCAGAGGUCUAAUUUUUGGAAAAGUGCUGGAUACCUGACCAUAGAAAAUCAGACCUCUGCAGGUUUUUUCCAUCUUGGUUACCCAAACCAGAGAUCUCUUAUGAAAAUCUUAGCCUAUACAUAUUGGCCUGCUAACUUAGCAGAACAUUUGAGCAAAUCUGUCUACUUCAAAAGAGUUGUAAAGUUAUUUUAUUUUGUCGUUUUAUACUUGUAUGACAUUCUAAAGUUCCUAGGCAUUGCCAUAUUUGAAUAUAUGGCACAGCGUUCACCUUUGUAAGAUAUCUGUAGAAUUGUAUAUUAUACAUUUAAUAUUGUAAAGAACUUAACGUAUAAUUGUCAUGUAUUUGUGUAUGCACAUUUCUUAUACAGUACUUCAUGCCAUAAACAUUUCUGUAAAGUAAAUGAUCAAAAAUAAGCAAGUAGGGUGGAACACUCACUGUAUUUCCCCUGUUGUUUGAAAGGUGAGAAGUUUUGAUUGCGUCUUCUCUGGCCUUUUGCUCCGAUCAGCUUGAUGUAGCCAUGUCUUACAAAAAGAGAAGAAAAAAAGGUGUUUUAUUUAUUACUUUCAUACAUUGAGUUCACUUUAAGUUCAAAACUUAAAUAAUCUGUUCAGCUUCUUGUUUUGAGCCUAUAUACACUUUUGUCCUGCACUCCUGACCAGGAAUACUUAGUACUAGCAGAGGCUGAACACCUGUCUGUGUACCCUCUUCCAUUCAUUACCUCUCAGAUAGGAGAUAAAGGUGAACAUGUCACAUUUCUGUUUAAAAAUGCUCAGUUCUGCCAUUCUUAGGCAAAGCCUUCCCUGAGGUCACCACAGGUUGUCUGCAAGCCAGACCGGACACUGAGUAUCUGCGGGGUGCUGAGCACAUCCUGCUCCCAUUUGAAGGUGCAGGCAGAGAGCUCUCUCACAAGCUUGGAAGCAGGAUGCUUUCAGAUAUGUGUAGAAAGCCAUUUGAAGUAUUUGUGGUUGGUUGGUUGGUUUGUUUUUCUUCAGUUUGGUGUUUACCGUAUUUUUUUUAUAGGUCAAUAAAGCAGCUCGAGUACUUACAGCAGUUUGCAAAGGUGGCAUCAUGAAAAGUUCCAGGCUGCGCCAACCGAGUUAAAUGUGAACUUGAGAUGGAAAGUUUGAGCCAUGACAUCACAACAAUAACUGCAAAAUAGCACUAAGGCAAGGAAGACAUGUGGAAACAAUCACUUUGUUAGAAGAAAUAUGCCUUUUUUUUAAAAAAAAAAAAAAAGUUAAGCUAGGACAUGUUCUUUUAGUUAGUAACUUCAGGUCACUUAUUUAAAGUUUAUUACAGUUUCAUUUAUAUCUUUUUUUUACUUAUUUCCCUGUAUUCUUAUGCAGCAAUAUCAGCAUAAACUGAUUUGAAUUUCUACUUCUGGCCUUAAACCAUAGCAACAUAACGUAAUUAAGAACAUUGCUCAGUGUCACUAAAACAGGUUUUAAAAUAUCAUAGAAACUCCAAUAAAACUGUGGUGUGCAGCCA